Molecule: messenger RNA, 1605 nt
Organism: Hibiscus syriacus
Lineage: Eukaryota; Viridiplantae; Streptophyta; Magnoliopsida; Malvales; Malvaceae
Product: pentatricopeptide repeat-containing protein At4g21705, mitochondrial-like
Exons: 2
Coding region: 39-1529 (496 amino acids)
Cellular component (GO): mitochondrion
Molecular function (GO): protein binding
Source: RefSeq, a predicted model, not a curated record
UCGUUUCGUUUCUUUGCUAAUAUCCCCAGAAGACAAGCAUGAACUCCACAAGGCUGUUGUUAAACUCAAAAUCCCAAGCUCCAUGUGGAUUUUUUAGCCGAUUUUAUUAUACAAACAGGGUCAAUAAAGCCACUCUGUAUUCCAGAAUCAGUCCUUUGGGAGGCCCCGACAAAAGCGUCGAAGCUGAGCUUGAAGAUUGGCUCAAACAUGGGAACAACAUUCGAGUCGCCGAGCUGCAACGCAUCAUUCAAGAUCUUCGGAAGCGAAAACGCUUCACUCAAGCUCUUCAGGUUUCCGAAUGGAUGAAUAAAAAGGGUCUUUGUGCCUUUUCACCUACUGAACAUGCCGUGCAAUUGGAUCUCAUCGGUAAAGUUCGAGGAUUCGCUACCGCAGAAAGCUAUUUUAAUGGAUUGAAGGACCAAGAUAAAACCGAUAAGACGUAUGGUGCUCUUCUGAACUGUUAUGUGCGUCAGCGACAGACAGACAAGUCCCUCUCGCAUUUGCGGAAAAUGAAAGAAUUGGGUUUUGCCUCGACAGCUCUUACUUACAAUGAUAUUAUGUGCCUUUACACGAAUACUGGACAGCAUGAGAAGGUUCCUGAUGUGAUGAGGGAGAUGAAAGAGAAGAAUGUCUCCCCCGACAACUUCAGUUACAGAAUUUGCAUCAAUUCCGUUGGUUUGAUGUCAAAUCUCGAGGGAAUGGAAAUUUUUUUAACAGAAAUGGAAAACCAACCUCACAUUAAGAUGGAUUGGAACACUUAUGCUGUUGUUGCCAAUUUCUACAUAAAAGCAGGCCUUACUGAAAAGGCAAUCGAUCAACUGAAAAAAUCCGAACAGAAGCUAGAUAAUAAAGAUGGAACCGGCUACAAUCAUCUAAUAUCACUAUAUGCAAGCUUGGGAGAUAAAACCGAGGUCUUGAGAUUAUGGGGUCUAGAGAAAGCUGCUUGUAAAAGGUAUUUAAACAAGGACUUCAUUACUAUGCUGCAAUCUCUAGUGAGGCUUGAUGAGUUGGAAGAAGCUGAGAAAGUACUCAAGGAGUGGGAAUCAUCUGGCAACUGUUAUGAUCUUCGAAUACCGAAUAUUGUCAUUGCUGGGUAUAUUAGAAGGGGUCUACACGAAAAGGCAGAAGCGAUGCUUGAAAAUCUGAUGGAAAAGGGUAAGACCACCACCCCUAAUAGUUGGGGCAUCCUGGCAGCAAGUUACCUAGAUAAAGGACAGGUGAAAAAAGCUUUUGAGUGCAUGAAAGCUGCCCUAUCUUUAUUAGGGGAGGAUAAGGGGUGGAAGCCGAACUUCAGGGUGGUUACAGGCAUCUUGGAUUGGGUAGGUGAUGAAGGCAGUGUUCGUGACACGGAAGAAUUCGUUGAGUUGUUGAGGAGAACGAUUCCGGUCGAUCGAAAAAUGUAUCAUGCCUUGUUGAAGGCAAAUAUAAGACAUGGUAAAAGAGUGGAUAAACUUCUGGUCCGCAUGAAAGCUGAUAAAAUAAACGAAGAUGAAGAAACAAAAACGAUAUUAGCCAUGAAGUCCAGCUAAAUUUCCAUAGGUUGGUUCCUCAUCAGUCAUUGAUCUAUGUAUGUUUUUCCAUCUGCUAGCCGUUGUAGUCAUCCAG